AUGCCUAAUGUUCUUUUAUCUGUCUGGGGAUUUAAUUUGACUGAUCAUUUGUUUGGUCAGGAUAGUGUUGUAGUCGAUGUAAGGAAGACAAAGUGCCUACUUGUACAUGCAGCAUUUGGGCCCAUGAAUGCAAAGCUGGAUAGAGAUAAGGAUCAUAACAACGUGCGCUUGAUAGGAUAUUGCAUCGAGGGUUCUUUGUUUCUCGUAUAUGAGUUCAUUGAGAAUGGGAAGGAUCUGCUUCCAUGGUUUACCAUGGUUCAAAUCGCCCUUGAUUCAGGAAGAGAUCUUGAAUAUAUCCAUGAGCAUAUUGUUCCUGUCUAUAUCCAUCGUGAUAUUAAAUCAGCAAAAAUUUUGAUUGACAAGAACCAUCAUGGAAAGGUCUCAGAUUUUGGAUUAGCCAAGUUUACUGAAGUUGGAAAUUCAUUGAAAACACGUCUAGUGGGUACAUUUGGAUACAUGCCCCCCAGAAUCAUGGAUAUAGAGGCAUGA
Molecule: messenger RNA, 489 nt
Organism: Macadamia integrifolia
Lineage: Eukaryota; Viridiplantae; Streptophyta; Magnoliopsida; Proteales; Proteaceae
Product: lysM domain receptor-like kinase 3
Exons: 6
Coding region: 1-489 (162 amino acids)
Biological process (GO): protein phosphorylation; innate immune response
Molecular function (GO): transmembrane receptor protein kinase activity; ATP binding
Source: RefSeq, a predicted model, not a curated record